Prorocentrum cordatum is the source of this 1425-nucleotide messenger RNA. NCBI's taxonomy places the organism in Eukaryota, Dinophyceae, Prorocentrales, Prorocentraceae. The record is from the annotation of a GenBank genome assembly.
AUGGCGUCGGUGUUGGCUCUGGGCUUGCUGUACGAUCUUGACUGCGAAAAUUGGGACAAGCUGCCGCAAGGAUUCCCGCACAGGCCCACGAGCGGACAGCUGGCCGAAUGGUGGACCUGCGGCUCGUACAGCGACGUGAACGCAACUGUAUCAGGACGUGUCUGUGCUGACGGCGACGACCGAGGUGCCGCGCCCGGGGGCCGCUGCGAGACACAGCGCGCGCGCUGCGGCGAGGCCUGGGAGGCCUGGCUCUGCAGCGCGGCGGCGCCGGGCGGCGUGGCCUCAGACGCCGGCCUGCAGUUCGCCCUGCUGGUGGCGAUGUGCCUGCUCCGCAGGGCGUGCGUCGCCCCCGCGGAGUCGCAGGGGGGCGCAGACGCCCGGGGCGGCGGGGCCGCCGGCGCUCCUCUCGUGCCCGCCGACGCGGAGGGGGCGAGCGCGAGCACCGUGAGCAGCUGGGCGUCUCGGGCGGCCCGGCACCUGGGCGCGGCCUCGCUGCCCGGCCUCGUGUGGGGGUGCUCCACGUGCCUGCUCUGGCUGUCCAUGACGGCGCUGGCGCUCUUCCAGUCGCAGACGAAUGUCAUCAGUCUGGGCUACCUGGUGCUGAUCAUACUGGACGUCUUCGCUUCCCAGCGGGCAGCAACGCAGGAUCAGCCUAUUCGGAGGCGUAUACGGGUGAUCAGGUUCAUCCGGUACUUCAACUUGACCAUCUUCGCAGCUUGGACGCUGUUCCAAAGUCCUCUGGUGCCCUGUCCGAAAGCUCUCCUUCUCCAUCAUGGCGACUCGGGGGAGUUCACCUCCUUUACGUCUCCACUGCAGUGCUUCGUCCUGGAGACUUGCUCGUCCCGUGGGGUCCUGUCGGAAGAGUGCCAGGAGGUCAGGAAGCGCGUGGACUGGAAUGCGGGAGGGAAGUCGUUCAGCCCUGAAGGAGAAUUCACCAUGUCAACGAUUCUCAGCAUCUUCCUUCAGGUGAUGGGUUUUCACAAGAGGAUGUCCGUGGCAGGCGUCGACCAGUUCGGCCUACUCAACCUCCUCGUUUUCGUGUUCGGCACGAUUCAGGCAGUGAUCUGCUCCACGUACGGGAGCGAUCUCGAGCAGGAGAUUGAGGCAGGAAGGCGUGUUCUCGAGAGGCACGCUGAGGAGUACGUCGCCUACACCCACAAGCUGCGCAGCCUCGAGGUGUCCCGGGUCGACACGAAGCACCGGAUCUUGCGCUCGAAGCUCCAGGACCUGGUGUCGCACCUCAACGAGCUGCACGGCCUGAGGAUGGGCCGGGCGGAGCUGUCGGAGUGGGAGCAGGGCGAGCGCGAGAGGCAGCGGGAGCGCAGGGUCCACGUGCUGGACUUGUGCCUGCAGAGCGGCGGCGGCUAUCAGGACGCGGCGGCCCGGCGGGGACGACUGCGGCCACGGGACGAUAAGGCUUCGCAG